Nymphaea colorata (pocket water lily) is the source of this 2088-nucleotide messenger RNA. RefSeq lists its product as uncharacterized. The record is from RefSeq and is a predicted model, not a curated record. The transcript is spliced from 4 exons. Lineage: Eukaryota; Viridiplantae; Streptophyta; Magnoliopsida; Nymphaeales; Nymphaeaceae. The coding region runs from base 1337 to 1735 and encodes 132 amino acids.
UGUUGAUCAAUUCACCAGCAGAGUGGAAAUGCCUAGGAUUUGCCCGAAUCUUGCUAGAAGUUCCCCUCAAUUUUGUGCCGGUGGGAGAAGUAGAACUUGAGGAGGGGGUAGAGGCAUCUCCCAAGAAAUCAAAUACAAGUUGAAAGUCUGGUUCUGCUCAGAUUGUGGCUUCACCACUCAUUCCUCUUCCUCCUGCAACCUGGGUCGGAACGGUCCAGAAGAUGGCAGGAAAGAUGAAGAUGAGUUGUCUCAAGUCAAGAUCACGGCAAGGAAAACUAGGCGGCCACGGUUAUCCCCUCCUGCCCAUCCCCUCUCCAACCGAUUUCAAUCCCUUUUAAUGAGGCCCACGAGGAGGUUUUGGGGGCUGUAGCAGCAGGGGCUUGAAGACAGAAACCCCCUCCACCACUCACCUUCUAUUGGGAAGCUAGAGGCCUCGGAGGAGAUUUCAGUGAAGUCUCGCACAGGGCCAGUAGACAACCCCAACCCAAAGUUCCGCAACAAUAGUGACAUGCCCCUGAAUGGCUGCCCCAUUGCGUCAAAGCAAUCUUUCAGUCGCAGCCUGGGGGAGAAAGUGAUGGUGGUCCAUGUUAAUAAUCAUGGAGUAGGAGAAAACGGAGAAACAAGAGUUUAAAGAGACAAAAAGCACACGCGAUUACGUGGUUUGGCAUUACUGCCUACAUCCACGAGGGAAGGAGACGGGCUUCAUUAUGUGAUCGUUGCUCUGUGUUGCAUGCCCUUUGUUACAUUCUCGUUUUAAAGACAAAGGGAUAAGGAUGAGAGAGAAGGAGACGGGCUUCAUUAUGUGAUCGUUGCUCUGUGUUGCAUGCCCUUUGUUACAUUCUCGUUUUAAAGACAAAGGGAUAAGGAUGAGAGAGAAGGAUAACAAUUACUGAGCCAGCUCGAAUAACUCGAGAGGCAACCUAUCCCACCAAUCUCGGUAACCAGAUCAGUUGCCUAUAUUGUUUCAACAGAUUUGACCGAGUGCAUAUUCAUGCUUGCCACACCUCCAUCCAUAAUAAGUGAACAGUCCACAUCCCUCCCCCCAACAAGAAGGGAAAGAGGAGACCAGUGGUUCUUUCAACCGCGUCUUUUCGUAGUUUGAUCAAUGAAUAGGACAUGAAAAACAAGGGGUUUGAAGAGUAAGGACGUCAACUCUCACAUGAAGAGAGUGGGGACUCUUGACAAAGGCGAGGUACUGAAGGAAAUCCUUGGCCCAACCAAACGAAAAGGAGGACAUGGACAUUUGCAGCGAAUCCCUGCAAGGCACUGUCGCUGACCCACUCUUUACAGAUUUGGUUGAUGACUGGAAAGGUUGCUGCUCGCAGCACCAUAGUCCAUGUCGAUAGAUGGGCCAAACAAGGAGAACAUUCCUUUGAAGGACAGGCCUUGGUCAGGCUGGCAGCACAGUAAGGCAAUGGCGGGUGACGGCGACCUCCGGCGAUCGACGGCGACUUCCGGUGGCGCCCGGCGGCAGCCAGCGACAGACAGAAUUCAAUUCUUUCAGCAGAUAGUACAAGAGUUGUGCUGGGAAUUUUCAGUCCACAGCAACAACCUUACAGUUAGGAACUGGAAGAAGAAACCACACCAUCUGGGAUUUUCGCAAGGGGCUCCUAAUCAGCCAGAACUAAAGCAUGCAUUUCUUAAGUUUGUUGAGUUUCUUGAUAAUGACAGCCAGGUUUAUUUGGACAUCAGCUACACCUUUGACAUUCGAAAAGAAUGGCCAUCACCUUCCUAAGUUAGUUUGGUGGCCUUCAGAGAGAUUCUAAUUAUUUGUUAGCUCAUGUAUUAUCUCUCAGUUCAAUGGAGUGAUUUCUAUAACUUAGUCCUGUAUAUUGUAUAAACACUUGUUAUCACAUCUCCAAUUUUUUAUUGUUCUAGCACUCUGAAUUCUAUUGUCAUGGUACCGGAGCUCGAUAACUGGUUCAGGUAACUCAAGCGUGUUGUUGGUCGGGUUUUUUCUGUAAAAGCAACUCUGGCCACUUCAGCACUUGAUGGUUCAGGCUGCAUGACACAAAAAACUUGUUGUACUGAAAGUAACAUGCACACAUCAUGAUAUGGCUUUAAGUUCAAGCAAUUCCUUCAGCUGCA